Molecule: messenger RNA, 1879 nt
Organism: Podarcis raffonei (Aeolian wall lizard)
Lineage: Eukaryota; Metazoa; Chordata; Lepidosauria; Squamata; Lacertidae
Gene: RBM42
Product: RNA binding motif protein 42
Exons: 10
Coding region: 90-1496 (468 amino acids)
Molecular function (GO): mRNA binding
Source: RefSeq, a predicted model, not a curated record
AUCAUCGCUGCGCCGGAAGUAGUCUCGGCGGACGGUGGUCCAUCUAGCUGUAGGAGCGGUUGCUACCGACUUGGAAGAGCACUUGAGCCAUGGCGGCUCCGGCGAUUCCGCCCCCUCCGCCGCCGGGAGGGCCCCCCGGGGUGCCUGGAGGGGUGCCCGGGAAAGGGCCACCGGCGGCGGCCGCAGGAGGCGGCGGCGGCGCGAAGAGUGGAGAGGAGAGGCUGAAGGAAAUGGAAGCCGAGAUGGCCCUGUUUGAACAAGAGGUGCUGGGAGCUCCAGUAUCCUUGCCUCCUGUUGCCCCUGUGGUAGAAGCUGUCCCAGUUGCCCUGGCAGUGCCAGCUGUGUCUGCAGUCCCCCCGGUCCCUGUCAUCCGACCCAUCAUUGCCACCAACACCUACCAACAGGUCCAGCAGAGUCUGGAAGCCCGAGCAGCAGCAGCAGCCACUGUGGUGGCCCCCAUCGUGGCUCCUCCAGUGCCAUUUGUGGGCCCAGCUGUCCCCCCGCAACGCCCCCCCAUCCUCCGGCCGACCUUUGUGCCUCAUGUUCUGCAGAGAUCCGGUGGCCCUCGUCCUCUGCCAAUGCGGCCUCCUCAUCACCAGUCUAUGGUGGGGCCCCCCAUGUCAGGCCCCCAGGGCCCCCCAAUGCUUAUGGGCCCCCCAAUGCAGAGAGCACCUGGCCCGCCCCUAGGGGGCAUCGGGCCCAUGAGAUCUGGUCCCCCGGUUGGGCCAGGGAUCCCCGUCGGUCCUCUGGCGCCGCUGGUGCCUGUUCCUCGACCCGUGGUGGUGCCCCCCAAAGUGAACCCCACUGUCAUCCAGGCCGCUCCCACAGUGUAUUCUGCCCCACCAGUGAAGAAGCAAGAGGAAGAGCAUCGGGAGCCCCCGCCUCCUGUGGUGGAGGAGAAGGAGCCGGUUGGGAUGGAGGAGCCUGUGAUAGGUCCAAGUAUGCCGGAGGCGGAGCCCGUUCCAAUGGUGGAUGUGAGGAGCCUGCAGCCACUACGUGGGCAUGAGCAGCCACCCGCGCGGGGGAAGCGAUCCCGGGGACCCGAUGCUGGAUUUGUACCUGUCGAGCCUGUUGUAGAGAGCACACCAGAGGACAAGAAGAAAAUGAAGCAGGAAAAGCUCAAGCGCUGCAUCCGCACAGCUGCUGGGACAUGCUGGGAGGACCCCAGCCUACUUGAAUGGGAUUCUGAUGAUUUCCGGAUCUUCUGUGGCGACCUGGGCAAUGAAGUGAACGACGACAUCCUUGCACGCGCUUUCAGCCGCUACCCCUCCUUCCUGAAGGCCAAGGUCAUCCGGGACAAGCGCACCGGCAAGACAAAAGGCUAUGGCUUUGUCAGCUUCAAGGACCCAAACGACUAUGUCCGUGCCAUGCGGGAGAUGAAUGGAAAGUACGUCGGCAGCCGGCCCAUCAAGCUGCGCAAAAGCAUGUGGAAAGAUCGCAAUAUUGACGUGGUGCGCAAGAAACAGAAGGAGAAGAAGAAGUUGGGGCUGAGGUAACGAGGUGCAGGAUGCCGUUGUCUGCUGUUCACCCAUGAGCCCCUUGAAGCAAGGAAUUGUCUGUAGGCCUGUUCGAUCCUGCCCUCUGCUGGAGAAGAAGCAGACCGCAGGAAGAAGCUGACGGCAGGAGACCGGAAGUGCUUUGUUACUCCAUCAGUCCAAGGCCUCUUCCGUGUACGUGUGUGUUCUCUCUUUGUCAUACACAGACAAACCCUUCCCCAUUAGCUCUGCAGUCUAAUAGCAGCUUUGCGGGUUCGAUGCUGAGGAGUCGCAACCUACAAACUCAGCUGGGGGAUAGUUUGUGCGUAAUGACAACUUCCGUGGACAAAAGUCUUCCUACCCAAUAAAGUUGUGUGUAUCUUUUUUUUUUCUUACUACAUCCA